Molecule: messenger RNA, 447 nt
Organism: Closterium sp. NIES-65
Lineage: Eukaryota; Viridiplantae; Streptophyta; Zygnematophyceae; Desmidiales; Closteriaceae
Source: the annotation of a GenBank genome assembly
AUGGCGGUGGGCAGAGUCACACAGCAUAGGCAGACGUGGUGCUGCCUGUCCUCCCUUUCCCCCGUCUUCCCUCCCCAUCCAUCCUUCCCUUCCUCUGUUCCUCUCUUCCUCCAUACGUCCCUUCCUCCAUUUCUCUGUCCCUCUUUUCCCCUGGUUGUCCUUCUGUUUAAUGAGCAGGAAAAAACAGAGUGCAGGGGAGACAUUGAGCAGGGGGGAAUAGAGGAGGGGGGAAUAGAGGAGGGGGGAAUAGAGGAGGGGGGAAUAGAGCAGGGGGGAAUAGAGGAGGGGGGAGUAGAGCAGGGGGGAACAGAGCAGGGGGGAAUAGAGGAGGGGGGAAUAGAGCAGGGGGGAAUAGAGCAGGAGGGGAUAGAGGAGGGGGGAAUAGAGCAGGGGGGUGUUGAGCAGGGGGGAACAGAGCAGGGGGGAAUAGAACAGGGGGGAAUAUAG